AUAUGUUUAUAGCUUGGUUUUAAAAAUAAGUUUUGAAUAAAAUGAACGAAAAGGCAAUAUCAGAAAAGGAAUUAUUGACAGCAAUUAAAGACCUAUUGAAGAAAAAUGGAUAUUUAAAUAAAAUUAAUGCUGAGGUCCGAGCUCAAGUGACAGAACUCCUUCAGCGUCGACAAACGGCUGGAGCUGACACUGCACCCCCCACUCCUACUGAGGAGGUGCUUCUGGUCAACGAGUUGGUUAGGGAAUACCUGGAGUGGAAUGGGUAUCUGUACACUGCGUCUGUACUAGUAUCUGAAGCUGCUAUGCCGAAGGAUAAGAGGUCAAGGGCAGACCUGUGUACAGAAGUUGGAGUGAGAGAUGAUGAGAAGUCGUCAGCAUUACCUCUAUUGUCCAACAUAGUUGCAGCAUACACUGAAAGGAUUAAGAGGAAGAUAAAUAAGAGCAAGAAAGAUGUAUGUUGAU
This is a messenger RNA of Spodoptera littoralis (African cotton leafworm), 462 nucleotides long. The record is from the annotation of a GenBank genome assembly. NCBI's taxonomy places the organism in Eukaryota, Metazoa, Arthropoda, Insecta, Lepidoptera, Noctuidae.